Pezoporus flaviventris is the source of this 5435-nucleotide messenger RNA. Its product is annotated as protein mono-ADP-ribosyltransferase PARP14-like. Lineage: Eukaryota; Metazoa; Chordata; Aves; Psittaciformes; Psittacidae. The record is from RefSeq and is a predicted model, not a curated record. Gene Ontology annotation, molecular function: transcription corepressor activity; NAD+ poly-ADP-ribosyltransferase activity. Gene Ontology annotation, cellular component: cytoplasm; nucleus. Gene Ontology annotation, biological process: negative regulation of gene expression.
CCCGGGGCGGCUUUGGGUGGGUUAGGAGCUUCUAUCGGGGAAAGGAAUGUAAGGGCGGAGGUGCGAAGCUGUGCCUGGCGGCUGCGGGGAGGCGGCCCGGGGCAGGUGUGUCGCGGCAGACGACAGCGGAGAAACGGGGAGGGGCGGGAACCCCUUCCAGGCGCAGUGCCCGCUCCUCGCCCCUCUCCGCGGCGUCCCUGGACCCGCCGGCAGCCGCCGCCUGGCUAAAGCGGCCGCGCCCGGCAGCCCUUGCCGGGAAGCGAAACCGAAAGGUAGCGGGGCACAGACCGGAGCCGGGCGGCCAUGGCGGGGCAGCCGCCGGGCGGCUUCCCGCUGCUGGUGCGCGGCGACUGGGGCUCCGCCGAGCCGCCCCCCGCCCUGAGGAAGAAGCUGCUCCGCUACUUCCAGAGCCAGAAGCGCUCGGGUGGCGGCGAGUGCGAGCUGCGGGCCGGGACCGGGACGGUGACCGGGCACCUCCUCGUCUGCUUCGUGCACCCCGAAGUGAAGCAACGUGUUCUUGAGAGACAGUCUCAUCAGCUGUAUUUGGGAGAAAAAGGAAAACUGAAGUUGAUUGUCACAGAGCCUGACACAGCACUAGCUGCUGAAGAGGAGGUGUUUGAAGAAAAAUUAAGUAGUCCCACAAAGGCUCUGGAUACCACGAGUAACCUUCAACCAAAAGAUGAUGCAGAAGCCUUGCAGAAAGCAGAAAGCUUUGUUGCAAGUGGUGAACUCCAGGAGGAAGCUGGCUCUGCAACAAACAUCGCAGAGAAGCCCAGGGAGACCUCGCCUUCAGUGGUCUUUGAAAACAUACAGGAAUGCAGUCCAAAAUGCUUAUGUCUGCUUUUGGAGAGCAUCAGUGGCCUGGCAGCAGAUGAUGACUUCACUAUGGAAGUGAUACCUGAAAUAUAUGUUGCUGUACCUACUUUUACAAAAAGCAUCGAUACUGAAGAACUUGUCAAAAAAUGUUCACAAAACAAGAGGGUUAAAGAAUUCCACAUGACUGCCAGGCUUCUUGAACUGACCCGCAGCAUCAAGGCUGAAAACAUACCAGCCAGCGUUUCCACAGACUACAUCACCGUCUACUUCGAGAGUGCGCAGAAUGGUGGGGGACUGUCAGACGUCCAGUUCUUCCCCAAGGAGAACUUGGCCAUCAUUACUUUCUGUGAUCACGAAGAUGUAAACGCGGUCUUGGAAAAGCAGCAUUUCCUGGAACAGACACUAAUUUCCGUGCAUCCAUGUUACCAGUCCUUGGGAACAGCUCUCUAUGGAGAAGAAAGACCAACUGUCAAGAUGCCAGACCCCAUUGGGGUGCCGCUAGAUCCGUAUGUCUGGCAGUUACAAAGACAGACCAAACUGAUGCAAGACAUAAACCAGGAACUGGCAAUUUGCCAUUGUGAGCUAAAAUGGCCCCAGACAGACUGUGCACACCCAGAAAUUAUGUUGUGCCCAUCAUCAUCCCUCUCAGAGCAGAAAAAGCCAAUGAUUAACUUGAUCAAGACAUGGAAGCAAGAUGCUUCUACUGAGUUCUCAUGUAUCAUGGCAUGUUACAUCACCAUAAAAUGUAAAGUAAAUUCAGCAGGUUGGAAAGACUUGAAAAACAGAUUGGUGAAAAAUGUUGCUUUGAUCAUAACUGAGAUUUCUGAGGAGACGGUGGUGAUUGCAGGCAACAGAGCAGCAGUGGACAGUGCAGAGAAAGAAGUGAGCGAGAGUCUUCUUGCCUCCUUGCGUUCUUCCCAGGAAACCAUAGUCAUUGAUAAACAUGGAAAAGAGAAUCAAGUGAUUAUUGCUGGAUUUUCUAAGGAUGUAGCAGAAGUUUAUCAGAAACUGACUGAUUUUAUAGACAGAAACAAACAUAUGGAAAAAGUAAUCCCGGCUAAGUCAGUGGUGGUAGUGCAGUUUGUAGAGCAGGAAAAAUCCAAUGUUUAUCUUAAAUUGAAGAAGAAAGGCAUGACAAUACGUUUUGACACCAAGACACCGUGUAUUUCUGUGAGUGGACCAAGAGCAGAAGUACAAAAUGCAGUCACCACAUUUGAAAAAAUCCUCUCAUCCCUUUACUUGAAAACUGUGCAAAUUGAUAAGCCAGGAGCCAAAGAGCUCUUCAUUGAGAGGAAAGAGUCAUGGUUUGAGGCAAAGCAGAAAUUUGGCUGUUUGAUUAGUCUGGAAGAAGAACAGCACCAACAAGAAAAGGUGGGUGAAAAAGUUGGUGAUACACAGGAAAGCAAGCUCUGCUUUAAGAAAAUGCUGCCAGGUGGAGUUGUAGUAGCAGUUUAUGAAGAUGACUUGUGCACUCAUCCCGUUGAUGUUGUGGUAAAUGCAUCUAAUGAAGACCUAAAACACAACGGUGGUGUUGCUUGGGCGCUGUUAAAUGCAGCUGGUCCAGAGAUACAGCAGGAGUGUGAUGAGCUGGUGAAGAAGAGCGGGAGCUUGCAGCCUGGGUGUGCGGUUAUCACGGGUGGAGGGAAACUCCCCUGCAAGAACAUAAUUCACGCUGUUGGGCCCAGGUGGAGGAAGGAUGAAGCAGAACAGUGUGUGUGCUUGUUAAGACAGACAGUGAAGAGAAGUCUACAACUGGCUGAAACAUUUCAUCAUCGUUCUAUAGCUCUGCCCGCUAUAAGUGGAGGGAUUUUUGGCUUCCCACUGGAACUGUGUACGUAUUCAAUUGUAGCCUCCAUCAAGGAGACCUUGAAAGAAUACAAGGGGGACAUCAGCUUGAAGGAGAUUCAUCUUGUGGAUGAUGCAGAAGGAACUGUUCAGGCUCUGAGUGAGGCAGUUUAAAAAGUGUUUGCAGCUGAAUUAUCCUCCCCGAUACUGCAGACUUCAAGCUUGGGAAACCUUAAGUUGAGAGAAAGCCAAGAGGAGAAGGGAAAAGGGGAUCUUCAGAUGGCUAGAGAUCAUCUGCAGAUGGUUACAACAAACGAAGGUCUCUGCAUCCAAGUUGAGGAGAAAAAUGUUCAGGAAGCCAUGGUAGGCUUGAAGAAAACUGAAGAACUUGGACUGAAAUCAAUCACUUUCCCAGCUAUUGGGACUGGAGGAUUCAGAUUUCCUAAAAGCAUUGUUUCUAAAUUAAUGUUUGAUGCGGUAUUCAAGUUCAGUAGUAGUCACACUUGGAGGACUCUCCAGGAAGUUCGUUUUGUCUUGAAUCCGAACAAUGUGGAUAAUAUUCAGGCUUUUAACAUGGAACUACAAUGUAGAGUAGGUGAAAGUUGCAAUGCUGCAGCAUCAUGGUCAAGUAUUAUUAGGCCUGUUUCAACUGAUGCACUGGCAGUUCAUGAAAUGCAGAUUGGUUCCAUUACACUCCAAGUAACUAGUGGAGAUAUUACCGAGGAGGAUACAGAGGUUAUUGUAAGCAUAUCAAAUCCAACAUUUGAUGCCACAUCAGGGGUCUUCAAAGCAAUAAUGGCUGCUGCUGGUUCCCAUGUAGAAGCAGAAUGUGCUCAGUAUGCUAUUCUGCAGAAUAAGGGUUUGAGCUUUCACAGACUGGGCAGUUUCAAAGGUGGAAAACUGCUAUGCAGUAAAAUCAUCCACUUGAUUCACAACAGGAACAUGAACAGUCAGGUUUCCAAAGUGCUUAAUGAGUGCGAGCUAAGGAUGUACAAAUCUGUCGCCUUCCCAGCAAUUGGAAAAGGUCCAGCAGGACAGAGUCCAGCAAAGGUAGCUGAUGACAUGUUGGAUGCUAUAGUGGAAUUUGCAAGCAAAAGAUCAGUACAGCAUUUGCAAAAAAUUAAAAUAGUCGUCUUCCAAACAAAUAUGCUCAAAGACUUUUACAGAAGCAUGAAGAAAAGAGAAGAUUCAAAUUCAUCUACAAUAAAUUCAUUUAUGUCUCUGCUUAAGUCAUUUUUCCAGGUUAAAAAACAACCAAGUGGGAAGAAAAAGACUGUGGAUUUGGAGAAGAAAGUUGAUUUAGCCACAUUCCAAAUCUGUGGAGAAAGCCAAACAAAUGUGGAUAAAACUGAGUCUUGGUUAAAGGAUUUAAUUUUAAAAGAUCAUUUUGAAAACAUUAUUUCAGAUGAGCUAAUUGAACAUUUUGAUCAGAGGCAAAUUGACACUUUGAAGGAUCUCCAGAGUAGAAAGCAUGUUACUAUUCAGUUUGAAAAUAAACUUUUCCCCCCUUGCAUUAAAAUUUCUGGUAUUACCAAGGACGUUUGUUGGGUUUCUAUAGAAGUUCAAAAAAUAAUCCAAAACCUUAAGGACACUGAAGAAGAACGAUCCAAGGCAGAACAUAUUUAUAACCUGGUAGAAUGGAGGUAUCCAGAAAGCAAUGACAGCUUUGUUGCUUUUGAUAAAAUUACAAAUAUGCAGCUGGAGGAUGCCAUAAUAGCUAAAAAGCCACAUCUUGCAGUCAAAAUUAAUGGGAAGAGCUACAAGGUUGAUAUGAAUACUCUACAGGCUAAUGAUGACCAAGGAAUAACCACAAACAUUCAACGUGUGUCAAAGAAUGAAGAUAAGCAGCCAAUAACACUCCCUUCACACUGGGAAGACAUGGAAAACAAACAGGUCAAAGUGGUGAAUCUUGAGCCAUUUUGUGAGGAAUAUCUGAAAGUUCAGUCCAGAUUUAAGAAGGGCUGUGGCAGCUGUGUCAUAGAGAAGAUUGAAAGAAUACAAAAUCCCUUGCUCUGGCAGACAUACCAAGUAAAAAAGAUGUCUGUCUGUGCAAAGAACAAAAAUAAAAAUAAUGAGAAGUUGCUAUUUCAUGGGACAGCUGCAUCCUCAUUGAACACAAUGAACUACAAUGGAUUUGAUUGUGGGUGUGCUGGAAAGAAUGCUGCAACCAUUUGGAAUGGGACCUACUUUGCUGUUGAUGCAUGUUAUUCUGCUCAGGAUACUUAUUCCAGACUGGAUGCGCAUGGCAGAAAAUACAUGUACUUGGUUCUGGUCCUCACUGGGCAGUAUUAUGUUGUGAGCAAAGGACUAAUCAAACCACCAGCAAAAAACACAGCAGAUUCUAGUGACGUGUAUGACAGCGUGGUUGAUAAUGUGAAAGAUCUGACAAUGUUUGUCAUAUUUAGUGACAUUCAGGCAUAUCCUGAAUACCUGAUUACUUUCAGAUGUUAGAAUAUUCUUAAGAGCCUAGAAAAUUCUAGUGUCUUUUACAUGUGAGAAUUAACAGGGGAAUUCUUGAUUCUUGUUUACAACCAGGUUUCUUAAACUAAGUGGUUAUUUAACUAUCCAUGUGUUUAAAUAUGUCUUCAAAUUAUCAACACAAUGACCCAGGAUAAGCAAAUAUUUGAGAAAGUACUAUUUCAAUACUCCCACUUCAAGUUCAGUCACAUGGAGGUGGAGGUGAGAACUGUGAGAACAGCCCAUACCUCUUAUUAUGCAAGGCAGAGUGAGCUGGUAGGAGAGGGAGGGAGCCACUAUGCCUUACCUGCAGCCUGAAGAGGUGUAGGAUAGGACAAUGCACCUAUGUGUGUUCCUAUUUCUGGUAUUCACAACAC